Daldinia childiae is the source of this 1131-nucleotide messenger RNA. Its product is annotated as Unsaturated rhamnogalacturonyl hydrolase YteR. The record is from RefSeq and is a predicted model, not a curated record. The coding region runs from base 1 to 1131 and encodes 376 amino acids. NCBI's taxonomy places the organism in Eukaryota, Fungi, Ascomycota, Sordariomycetes, Xylariales, Hypoxylaceae. The transcript is spliced from 2 exons. Gene Ontology annotation, biological process: carbohydrate metabolic process.
AUGAGGUCUUUAUUCCUUACGUUUGUCACCGGGGCUACGGCCUCGGCAUCGUAUCUGGCGUGGACGGCGGACUCCUUUAUCCAACACGGGGUUAAAAAGACCCAAGGCUAUAGCGAAGCAACUCUAUAUUCAGGAUACGAAGCCGCAUACGCGCUUACUCAGAACGAGACGUACGCAGAGUGGUACCGGGGGCAGAUCGAUGGUGCAGUAGUCCUAGAAAACGGCACAAUCAAGGACUGGAAAAGCGAAUUCUACUCUUUAGAUAAUUAUCGGAUCGGCAAUAAUAUCCUAUGGUGGUAUGAGCGUACAAGGCUCGCAAAAUAUAAGAGCGCCGCGAAUGUCAUCCGCGCGCAGUUAGAUAGACACCCGCGGACUGCUACUGGCGGCUUCUGGCAUCGACAGCCUAAUUACCCCAACCAGAUGUGGCUCGAUGGCAUCUUCAUGGCGGAUAGCUUCUACGCGAAGUGGACGCGUUUGUUUGACGCGGGGAACGAGACUGCAUGGGACGAUAUCGCGCGCCAAUUCGAUAAUAUCGAUGCACACACGCGGAAUCGGACGUCGAAUCUCCUGGUUCACGGGUACGACGAGAGCAAGAAAGCAGUAUGGGCAAAUCCCGUGACGGGUGCCGCUCCGUUGGUAUGGAAUAGAGCUGUCGGUUGGUAUUUUAUGAGUUUGCUUGAAGUUAUUCCUUUAUUUCCACUGCACCAUCCUGGCCGUCAACGGCUCAUCCGCUACUUCACGACUCUCGCGGCGGGUCUGAAGAAAGCGCAGGACGAGGAUUCUGGUAACUGGUGGCUCAUCAUGAGCGAGCCGUACCCAGGAGCACCAGGGAACUACAUCGAGAGUAGCGCUUCGGCCAUGUUCACCUUUGGUUGGCUGAAGGGUAUCCGGCUGGGUUUACUUGAUGAGAGCGAGUAUCUCGAGCCGGCGCUUAAGGCGUACCAUGGACUUAUAGAAAAGUUCGUGAAAGCAGAUGAUGAUGGCACUCUGAAUUGGGAGGGGACCGUAGAAGUUGGUUCCCUGGGCAGUAAUGGAACUUACGAGUAUUACAUCUCGAUACCCCUAGUUGAAAACGACCAUAGGGGAGCUGGACCUUUCAUGCUUGCGGCUUAUGAGAUAGAAAGACGUUAG